Limulus polyphemus (Atlantic horseshoe crab) is the source of this 1695-nucleotide messenger RNA. It is a transcript of the gene Atac1, whose product is annotated as ZZ-type zinc finger-containing protein 3-like. The record is from RefSeq and is a predicted model, not a curated record. Bases 121 to 1371 code for a protein of 416 amino acids. The transcript is spliced from 7 exons. Gene Ontology annotation, molecular function: zinc ion binding. NCBI's taxonomy places the organism in Eukaryota, Metazoa, Arthropoda, Merostomata, Xiphosura, Limulidae.
GCUUAUUCAAAAUUGUAGAGAGAGGGAGAGAAAGAAAUGAUAAAACGAAGAUGAUUAAGUAUUUUAUUACAUAGCCUAACACGUGUUCGUUGAUAAGAGCAACAUUUAAUAAUAAUAACAAUGUCAGAUGUGACUUCUGGAGUAUGUAACAACAAUGAAAAAUCAGAUGAAAGUGAUACUGAUAGACUGGUAUUUCAGUGUAAUGCACUAACGGAUUCUAUGGCUAAAGCGAAGAAGAAAAGUCUGGAGGAGACACAGGCUAAUCAAACUCAAUGUAAAGAAAAUGAAAGCUAUGAUGAUAUUGGCGAAUUUUUCUUUGAGUCAGAUCAUCUAGCUUUGAAGGGUAAUUCAGACUAUCAUAACAUGCUUAAAACUAUAGCAAUGCUAGAAGCUCAAAAGGUUCAAGCUAUUCAAGACAUAGAAAAGCUAAUGGCUCUUCGGGAGCAGGCUCUUAAGGAUCCUAUCCAACUAGUAGAAAAAUUACAGAGAAAAGAGUAUUUACAAAUACCAGAAAGGCAGCGGGUUGUUCAACUUCCACAGAUUGACUGGGAUCAAUAUGCUCUGAGUGAUGAACACCUUUCAUUUGGUAAAAAACAAUUAACAAGGCAAAUGCUUAAGGGAUUAGGUGAAACAGUAUCUAACAGUAUGGGUGAUAGUAGUGAGAUGGAAAUGCUUGAAACUGUCAAGACUUCAGAGGGCAAUUCUCAGUCAGUCCUUGUACGUGGUCGCCCUUUUAACCAGUCAAAACCCUCUACAUUCAAUCAGUUGUGGACACCUGAAGAACAAAAACGUUUGGAAGAUCUUCUGAUUCAGUUCCCACCAGAAGAGGUGGAAGCACGUCGCUGGAAGAAGAUAGCAACAGCUCUAGGAAAUCGUACCCCAAUACAAGUUGCAAGCAGAGUCCAAAAAUAUUUUAUUAAACUUGCAAAAGCAGGAUUACCUGUACCAGGCCGAUUACCUAAUGUAAAUUCUCUGAGAAAAUGUUUCAUUAUCUUACAGGAUGAAGAAGGAAUUCCUCCAGAACUAAAAGAUACCCCAGAGUACAAGGAACUGAUGUUAUUAAAACGUUUGAAAAACGAGAGACUGAAAUGUCAAGGGUUAGCACAACAUAUAGGAUUUAAAUGUGAUCGUUGCAAGUGUGAGCCAAUUAUAGGCACUAGGUGGCACUGUACAGAUUGUCCUUCAGAAGCUGCAAUAAACUUAUGCAAUGACUGUGUGGAUUGUAUUCAUGAAACUGACGUGCACAAAAGUGACCACCACCUAGAAUCGAUACAACAUGCUCAAAGCUCGGCCACAUUGGAUAAAGAUUACAUGUAUUUCAUGGGAGGAAACUACAACUACCUGGAUCCUAAUUAUAUGCCAGCAACCUAAUUCUUAGUCAUUUAUGUUGAAAGAAGAUAAAAUAUUUAUUGUAUUGAAAUUUCAUUUUUGUAAAUUCUAAUACAAAAGAAAACAUUUAAUGUGUGUGCAUGUGGAUUUUUUUGUAGAAUCAAGGUAUAUGUCACACAUCUGCAGCUCAAUGCACAUUUAUUCUUGAUACCUUCUAUUACUUUUUAAUAAUUUAAGAUAUGUUAACCCUGCAUUAGUCUUCCGAGGUCUACACAGACCCCAAACAUAUUGUAAACAUCAGCUCAGACAGAUGGAAGCACAUACAUGUUUGUUGUUCUCAGUAGCUUCAGUAUUCGGCUAGUUUGU